AUGAAAAACGCGAUAAGGUGCUGCUUAUCGUGCAUCCUCCCAUGUGGGGCCCUGGACGUGAUCCGUAUAGUCCACGCCAACGGCCGUGUCGAGGAGAUCUCCGGCACCGUCAAGGCUGCCGAGAUUAUGAAGCUCCACCCGAAGCACGUCCUCAAGAAGCCUUUCUAUCCCUCCGCCGCAUCCGAGGAGGGGGGCCAUAUGCGCCCCAAGAUCGCCGUUGUCCCACCGGACGCGGAUCUCAAGCGCGGCAAGAUCUACUUCCUCAUGCCCCUGCCGCCGCCGACGCCGGAGAAAUCCAGGCCGAGGCCGGCGGCGAAGAGGAAGGAUAAGGAGUCUCCGGGAGGAGAACGGAAAGGUGGGGCGGCCAGGAAUAGGAGGAAUAAUGUUGUUUCGAAUCUGGUGAUCUCCGAUUGCUACCUAAGUGAAAUUUUGUCGGAGAGGGUCUCCACGCGGCGGCGGGGUCGCGUCGGGUUUUGGCGGCCACAUUUGGAGAGCAUUUCUGAAAUUCCGGUGGAAGCUUAG
Striga hermonthica is the source of this 522-nucleotide messenger RNA. The record is from the annotation of a GenBank genome assembly. NCBI's taxonomy places the organism in Eukaryota, Viridiplantae, Streptophyta, Magnoliopsida, Lamiales, Orobanchaceae.